UUGAGGCGUCACCCAUUCCAUAUCAAAAACAAAAUCAGAGACUGAAACAAGAUCCAGGCUCCAACAAAAUGGACAAUUUCCAAGUAUUUGAAAAGCUUCAAACAGCUGUGGCGAGGAAGAAAAGUUUCACAGUCCAGGGUGAGGCAAAUGCAUGAAAACAAGCUCUUCUAUAACAAAACGGAACAGAUUCUUUUGCAAAGCCAGUAGGGCAUGAGCAAUACUGGUCAGGGAUCAAGGACUGGCUCCCUAUGUGAAAUUAUGUUUGAAGAAAACCCGACUUCAAGGUAUUUAACCAGGUCUACUUGCCCAGAAGAGUCCCAAGAAACUAACACAGCCACUUCCAAUGUUUUGGGACUACAGGAAACCUUGGGACAUGGCCCAGGAGACAACAGCAGUGAAGCAUCUCCUACUGCCAAUGACUUCUCAGCAAAUUCAACUUCAGUGCAGCACCAUCUUGUCAGCCUAAAGAAGCAGACAUCCAGGCAGAAGGCAGAGUAUGAAGCUAAAAUUACAAGCCUGGAGCAGCGGACUAAAGAGCUGCAAUCGGAGAUUAAGGAUCUGCAUUCAAAACUGGGUCAGCAACGGAAGUGGUACAGUCUGGUGGAGAUUAAAAUGCGAAAUGCAGAGAGGGCACGGGAAGAUGCAGAAAGAAGAAAUGAAAUGCUCCAGAGGGAAAUGGAAGAGUUUUUUGAUACCUUUGGGGAAUUAACAAAUGAUGUGAAGAAGACAGAACAAAAACUGUUCAAAGUUUUUAAAUCAAUUAACUAGACUAGUUUGCAAAAAAAAGAGCUGAUAUUUGAUUAAAUGGCUACUGUCAUUUCAAUGCAGAAAUUAGAUUCCUAAUGGCAAAAUAAGCUUAGUAGUACAAACUAAACUUCGUUAAACUUUUAAUACAAAUAGGGAAUAAAAUUGCAGUAUUUAAUAAACCAAGUUAGCAAUGCCUACUAUUAAUUUUCAACAAUGUAAAUCACAUUUUGAAAGUUAUAUAUUAAACAAUAUCAUUUUUUUGCCUGCUCACAUAAAAAUCCUGUAUUUGUUCAAAACAAUCCAAAAACUGCAAUGAGAACAGUACACUAAUAAAAAUCACCUCAGCACGCAGUGGAAGAAAAAAAAAUAUCUUUAUUUGAACCUGUGCGAAGCAGAAGUGAUUAUAUUUCAGUCUGUCCAUUUCCCCAUCCACAAAGUAACUAACCAAAUAGCUUUACUACAGUUGUACUUCUAAAUUACCAAUAUAGUUUCUCCAGCCACUAGAAUCAACACCAAUUAAUGAGCAACAAAGGUCAAUUCAAAUGCAUGUCACAGGAGAGUUUAAAAACUUGCAUUUUCCUGAAGCAAAACCAGAACAAUAAACAACAUAAUUUAUGUGCUGAACAAUGGGAUAAACUGAUAGCCUGUGUUAUGAUUGGAUACAAUCAAUAAAUUAUGUAAUUAUGGCCAUUGUUUGCCAGUUCAUACUAAAAGGCAAGAAGAAUACAAAAUUGAGUGACUUUUUUUUAAUAAAACCCAGGGGACAUAUUUCCAAGUCACAUUUCAGUGCCUACGGCUAGUUGCAUUUUUCCUCCUCCUCCUCAGUACCAGUAUGACAAUUGUUUUUCUCUGUUCAGAAUGAAAGAAAGUAAAAUUCCAGCCGGUUUUUGCCAAAAAAAAUAAGGCUUAUACAGAAAGAAAAUUCCCCUUUUUGAAUAUCACUUAUCACUGACAAUAUUUUUAAAGAAAACUUACCCAUAUGAAUUAUAUAAAAUAAAUCUCCCUGAAUUUAUUUAUUUAUUUUUAAAUCUAUUUGGUCCCCAGCUAGUCUAUUUGGAAAGAAACCAAGGCUACUUUGAUAUUUUUCAGAUAAUGAGCUCUCAUGUGAUAUAUGCCAUGUUCAGAUCAAAUCAAUGGGAAAAAGAUUUUUGAUGGACAAAUACGUAUUUUAAGACUACCAAAUCCCCAAUUGCUCAUUAUGGUCUGUAUUCAACAAAGCACUUAAUUUUAAUCACACUUCAGUGUUUUGCUGAAUAGAAUUGGGAUUAUUCAUGUGUUUAAUUUACAGCAUGUGCCUAACUGCUUUGCUGAAUUGAGUCCUACAUUCCCAGUUACAUGCCCAGUGUAUGGCGAUGUCAUCUGUAGUUAAAGGCCACAAGAAUUUCCAUUAUAUAGUGUCUUAGUUUCUAACUUUCUCAAAAACUUACUUCUCAAGCUGAAAUCUUCUGUGUGUUCAGUCCAAGGACACAUAUUUCUGAAAACCUGAGCAUACACAGUGCAUCAGUUUGGGAGUGAAAAGGUACACUUCUCCCAUGUGAAGAGGAAGAAAAACAGAAGUGUGACUUAGGGGUAUAUGUCUACACUUACUGGGGAUCGACACCGCAGCGAUCGAUCCACUGAGGGUCGAUUUAGUGGGUCUAGUGAAGACCUGCUAAAUUGACCACAGAUCACUCUCCUGUCAACUCCAAAAUUCCACCAGAACGAGACGCAUAAGGUAAGUCGACGGGAGAGUUUCUCCCGUCGACCCAGCGUGGUGUAGACACCACAGUAAGUCAACCUAUGCUAGUAACGUAGCUGGAGUUGCGUAACUUAGGUCAACUUAGCCCCAUAGUGUAGACUAGGCCUUAGUUAAAAGCUUCUCUUGUACUUCAGCUGGAGGCAGUAGAAGCUUGAGACUUGACAGGGACAUUAGCCUCAUGUGUCUAUAUUUGGUGGUACAGUGGAAAAAAAUCAGGUUUGACUUGACCAUGUCAUAAGAGCAAAAAACAAACAAAUCCCGGAGCCUUACUUUGUGUAUGUGUACAUUGGAUCACAUUUUAUUUUAAUGUAUAGGUGCACAAGCAGGAUGAUUUGUGAAGGCGCAGAUGGACUGAGUCAGCACUCCAUAGAAGUGCUGCCUCAUGUUAUAUGAUUUGAUAAUAUGUGCACUGAAUAAGGAAGUCUGUGUUAUCAUCACGCUUCAUAAGGCAUAAGGGAGAGACUGUGCCAGUAAAAAUACUCUUAAUAAAAGAAAGGUUGUGGAACGUUUUUCAUUGGAGACAGCUAUCGUCUGGGCAGUCUUUGAACCUGGGCCAGUACACGAAGCCUCAGUCCUGUAAAUAAACCUUAGUUCUAUGAAAAGGAAAGAACAAGUUUGAGAUCAGGAAUGAGGUGCCAAUGCAGAACAUCUGAUUGUAACACUGCCUCAUGCUAUAUGAUCCACUCAUAUGUACACCGAGUGAAGCAGGCUGUUUCACUCAGUGCUCAAAACUGUAAAAUCACUGAAGCAAGGUUUUACAGACCCUUACUUAUGAGUAAGGUGUAUGCUAUCCAGUCCACUCCACAUACUCUCUAAUCUCCAUGGUUUCUAGUCUUUUACCAUUGCAAAUUAAGUAAAUUCACACUCAUUUCAAGGCUUUAUAUAAUAGCACGACUGGCUGAAUUUUUGAACUAAGCUCUACUCCAACCAAUUCACUCUUCCUCUCCUCCCACCCUCAGGCUUUGGCUACACUUACACUUCAAAGCGCUAAGUGUAGUCAAAGC
Molecule: messenger RNA, 3489 nt
Organism: Mauremys mutica (yellowpond turtle)
Lineage: Eukaryota; Metazoa; Chordata; Testudines; Geoemydidae
Product: rho GTPase-activating protein 24-like
Exons: 2
Coding region: 211-768 (185 amino acids)
Source: RefSeq, a predicted model, not a curated record